CUUGGACAUGAUCCGUCAAUCGAAGAAAUCCCAAAAACUAAAGAGACAUUCCAGUCAAAAUACCUCUGAACGCUGUUUGAGUACGUCUUUGGAUGCAGUAUCAGAAAUAAGCAAAGAAGAUCUAAAUGAACUCCAUACUGCUUAUAAAAAAUGUAAAGAAGUUAUUAAAAAAAUUGAAUCAAAGUAUGGACAUUUAUUACACAAAGAGGACAUUGUGGAAGAUGACAUUUUGGAAGAACAAAAUAAUUCUUUAAACUUAUGUACAUGUUCUUUUAACAAAAAAAUUGUUUUUAAUGAAGAUGGACAGCAAGUAACAAGAGAUAUAGUUCCAGACUUACAUAUUUGUCCAAAAAAGUCACGAUACCUCAAUGUGUCAACAUUUAAUCCAUUACCUAAAAAUCAGCCUAAUCUCCUUAUUGAGCAUGAAUUUGAUUCCUUGCCAAGUGAUUUAAAAGAGUUGUCUGAAAUACUAAAAGAUGAAACAAUUGAUGUUGCUUACAGAAAUAAAGUAAUACAAAAAAUUAAGUUAAUUCGGCUUGAUAAUAUUAACACUAUGAGAUAUGAUAGAAAAUUUUUAAUAGAAAAAUUAAAAGUAAAACCUGAUAGUUUAUUUGAAUUUAAAGGAGCUAAUGUAUCAUCUAUACCUGGAUAUCCUGCAAAACCUGUUGAGGAUGCAUAAAAGUUGUAUAUAGCUAUUAAAAAAUCAGUAUAUUUUAUGACAUCUAAGUACUGAAAAUGUAAAAAAAUAAGUUUAUAUUCCUAAAGCCUUAGUAUUAAUAAAACAAAUACAAAAAGGACACAUUUAAAGAAAACAAUAAAAGACAAGACAAGAAUACAAAGGAGAAAAUUUGGUAAUGAUUUUGUAAUAUGUAAUAACAUUGUGAUAUAUAAAGUUAUUGUGGAGGUGUGUAUAAUUAUGUAUUUGCACUAAUAAAAAUGUUUUAUCAUAUGUCAUAUAUAUUGCCUUAAUUAUUAAGUAUCUUUUAAACUGCCUUUAAAAAAAGAAGGUGGUUAUCAAUUUUACACAAUCUUUUUUUAUAGUUAGUUAACAAUGUUUGAUAUUUGCUCUGCUUGUCUUUUUUAUGUGUUAGCACUUGUUAAAUCUGUAAUUAAUAGAGUAUAUCAAGUAAGGAAGAUCAAAAUAAAGAUAAAAAGCUGUUCUUGUAUUGUUUCUAAUUAAUUAAUUUUAAGAUAGUUUUAAUACAUUGCCUGUCUUGAUUUAUGUUAUGACAUGUAUUUUACCAGAAUAUACUCUAAUUUUUAUGGAA
This is a messenger RNA of Pieris rapae (cabbage white), 1268 nucleotides long. RefSeq lists its product as uncharacterized. The transcript has a single exon. Lineage: Eukaryota; Metazoa; Arthropoda; Insecta; Lepidoptera; Pieridae. Bases 8 to 679 code for a protein of 223 amino acids. The record is from RefSeq and is a predicted model, not a curated record.